This is a messenger RNA of Pongo pygmaeus (Bornean orangutan), 2921 nucleotides long. It is a transcript of the gene CEP63, whose product is annotated as centrosomal protein 63. The transcript has 16 exons. Gene Ontology annotation, cellular component: centriole. Lineage: Eukaryota; Metazoa; Chordata; Mammalia; Primates; Hominidae. The record is from RefSeq and is a predicted model, not a curated record. The coding region runs from base 435 to 2546 and encodes 703 amino acids. Gene Ontology annotation, biological process: de novo centriole assembly involved in multi-ciliated epithelial cell differentiation; centriole replication.
CUCGGGCGUGCUUGCGGCAACCCUGUAACCGCCUGUGCGCAAGUCGGAAGGGCAAGGGGCGGGCGUGUCCUGGUCUGGAGGCGGCCCAGGCUGCCUUGGUGACUCUGGCUUCGCAGCCUCAUGGCUUGCGGCCGGUUCGCGCAACGGCCUGCGAACCACCAAGCGCGUCCCCGCCGGCUCGGGUCCGCCCCGGAGCCCAGUCCCUCGGCCUGGCCCGCUAUGCCCUGCACACCGGCGGAGUCCGGCAUGGCGCAGCCUGGCGUGCGGUUCGGCCCCGCCAGGUGGUCAGCCCUUCCUCGGAGUCCGGGUGGCUGGGGGCGCUUCGGAGAGUGGCCAGGGGCCCCCAACCCCGGGGCCGCAGAGCAGUACCAGUACGUGGCCUGUUAGGAACCAGGCUACAGAGCAGGAGUUGCCAAAACAAAGGGGAUUUGGUGAUGGAGGCUUUGUUAGAAGGAAUACAAAAUCGAGGCCAUGGUGGGGGAUUUUUGACAUCUUGUGAAGCAGAACUACAGGAGCUCAUGAAACAGAUUGACAUAAUGGUGGCUCAUAAAAAAUCUGAAUGGGAAGGACGUACACAUGCUCUAGAAACUUGCUUGAAAAUCCGUGAACAGGAACUUAAGAGUCUUAGGAGUCAGUUGGAUGUGACACAUAAAGAGGUUGGAAUGUUGCAUCAGCAGGUAGAAGAACAUGAAAAAAUCAAGCAAGAGAUGACCAUGGAGUAUAAGCAGGAGUUGAAGAAACUACAUGAAGAAUUAGGCAUACUGAAGAGAAGCUAUGAAAAGCUUCAGAAAAAGCAAAUGAGGGAGUUCAGAGGAAAUACCAAAAAUCACAGGGAAGAUCGGUCUGAAAUUGAGAGGUUAACUGCAAAAAUAGAGGAAUUCCGUCAGAAAUCGCUGGACUGGGAGAAGCAACGCUUGAUUUAUCAGCAACAGGUGUCUUCACUGGAGGCACAAAGGAAGGCUCUGGCUGAACAAUCAGAGAUAAUUCAGGCUCAGCUUGCCAAUCGGAAACAGAAAUUAGAGUCUGUGGAACUUUCUAGCCAAUCAGAAAUUCAACACUUAAGCAGUAAACUGGAGCGGGCUAAUGACACUAUCUGUGCCAAUGAGUUGGAAAUAGAGCGCCUCACCAUGAGGGUCAAUGACUUGGUUGGAACCAGUAUGACUGUCCUGCAGGAGCAGCAGCAGAAAGAAGAAAAAUUGAGGGAAUCUGAAAAACUAUUAGAGGCUCUGCAGGAAGAAAAGAGAGAAUUGAAGGCAGCUCUUCAGUCUCAAGAAAAUCUCAUACAUGAGGCCAGAAUACAAAAGGAGAAGUUACAAGAAAAAGUAAAGGCAACUGACACUCAACAUGCUGUAGAAGCUAUACGGCCACGAGAAGAAUCUCCGGCAGAAAAGAAGUACACCUCUCAAGGGCAGGGGGACUUAGACAGUGUGCUCUUCCAGUUGAAUUUUACCCAUACUAGUGAGGACCUUCUGCAGGCAGAGGUGACUCGUCUUGAAGGCAGUUUGGAAUCUGUGAGUGCAACAUGUAAACAGCUGAGCCAAGAACUAAUGGAAAAAUAUGAAGAACUGAAGAGGAUGGAAGCACAUAACAAUGAAUACAAAGCAGAGAUUAAGAAGUUGAAAGAACAGAUUUUACAGGGUGAACAAAGUUACAGUUCUGCACUAGAAGGAAUGAAGAUGGAAAUCUCCCAUCUAACUCAGGAGUUACAUCAGCGAGAUAUCACUAUUGCUUCCACCAAAGGUUCUUCCUCAGACAUGGAAAAGCGACUCAGAGCAGAGAUGCAAAAGGCAGAAGACAAAGCAGUAGAGCAUAAGGAGAUUUUGGAUCAGCUGGAGUCACUCAAAUUAGAAAAUCGUCAUCUUUCUGAAAUGGUGAUGAAAUUGGAAUUGGGUUUACAUGAGGCAAAAGAGAUUUCACUAGCAGACCUCCAGGAGAAUUAUAUUGAGGCAUUAAAUAAAUUAGUGUCUGAAAAUCAACAACUACAGAAAGAUUUGAUGAAUACCAAAUCUCAGCUGGAGAUUUCUACUCAGAUGUGCAAAAAACAAAAUGACAGGAUCUUUAAACCAACACACAGCAGAACAACUGAGUUCAAGAAUACAGAGUUCAAGCCAACCCAUGGCCAGCACAGACAUGAUGGAAUAAAGACUGAGCACUACAAAACAGGUCUUCAUUCUCCAAGAGGACAAGCGUCGGAUAGUAUAAACCCCAUGUCUAGGGUGCUAAGCCCCCUGAGUCCUCAAAUCAGCCCUUGCAGCUCCACCAGGUCUUUGACUUCCUACUCUCUAUGUAAAACUCAUUCUUUGCCUUCAGCGCUAGAUACAAAUGAAGCCAAUUUUUCUGACACUAUGUCUGAGAGUAUGAAUGACCAAGAAGAGUUUAUAUCUUCGUGUUCCUUGCCUGUAUCUCCCCUUGGUUCAAUAGCUACCAGAUUUUUGGAAGAGGAGGAACUGAGGUCUCAUCACAUUCUAGAGCGCUUGGAUGCCCAUAUUGAAGAACUAAAAAGAGAGAGUGAAAAGACAGUGAGACAAUUCACAGCCUUAAAGUAGCCUCUUAAAAAAAUCACAAUCUUGGAAAUAAAAAUAAACACCAAAGAGUUACUGUCAUCUGAAGUAGCAGCUCUUUAAAAACAUGAAGAGAUAAAAUUAUAAAAAUGAUACAUCUAAAGCAGUGGUGAAGAAAGCUGAAAAACUGAUACUUUGGUAGGCAUUUUCUCUGCACUGGUUUGUUUAAAGGACUUCUUCCAGCAAUAACUUGAGAGAAUAAACCACUUUGCUAGACUUUUUUCUCAUACGAAUAUUUAUUAUCAUAAAGUGAUACUUAUCUUGCUGACUUAAAUGUGAAUAGCUAUGUAUUAAUUGAAAUAAGGAUUUUAUGAUACAUGUUGAUAAUAAAGUAACUGCAGGAACUUUCUUUAAGGGAAA